Mycena citricolor is the source of this 517-nucleotide messenger RNA. Lineage: Eukaryota; Fungi; Basidiomycota; Agaricomycetes; Agaricales; Mycenaceae. The record is from the annotation of a GenBank genome assembly.
UUUCACUAGAGCGUGGUUCUAAACUUCUUUCUGUGCUCCUCAUAGCUAAGUCUCAAUGCUCUUGCAGUCGAUUUCAAUACAUAUCUCUCACGUCGUUGCUGUGCUUUGUCCUUGGAGGGCGGAUCAGGGGCGCAUCGGGAAGAGCGUGAAGACCACCGGUUGGUGUCAGAGUCCAGACCGGAUCUGCUACGCCGUAUCGGCAAUUGGCGACGAGGGCGACUACAUGUAUUAUCAGGACAGAGUUGGGUGUGGAAAGCUCCAUGGAUCCCCUUCGUUGAUUCGCUAGGGAUGGCUGGAAUGAUCCAUCGAACAAUUGCGGGAGCGGCACGCGUGUCAUGCGCGUCAAUCGGUGAUGGAACUUGGAUUUGAUGGCCGCCCCGCGCAAUCUUCUGAAUUCACUUGUUACGAGACUUUCAGGCGGAUAGGCAUUAGAGCUUGCUUGAGCUCGUGAAUUCCGCUGAGACUCUCAGAUCUAACGCCACUCAUAUGUACCGCUCGCAUACGAGACUGAUCAAAG